CUCUUUUCAAAUGUCAUUUCCCUGCAGUCAUUGCCAAGGGAAUGGCUCCACAACAAAGGAUCCUCUUUCCCCCGGAGAAGAUUUGCAUGGAUUGGCAGCAAAGACAGAGAGCUGGAGCGGGACUGCACAACAUGGGCAAUACGUGCUUCCUCAACUCCGUCCUGCAGUGCCUGAUGUACACAGCCCCUCUGGCCAACUACCUGCUCUCUCGUGAGCACAGCCAGUCGUGUCGUCAGCAAGACUUCUGCAUGAUGUGCGUAAUGGAAGCGCAUGUUAACAAGGUCCUGCAUUCCUCAGUCAGUGCCAUCCAGCCUAGCGCUGUCAUCAACGUCCUCACACGAAUAGGAGAACAUUUCCAGCUUGGCAGGCAGGAAGAUGCCCACGAGUUCCUACGCUUUACUGUCGAUGCCAUGCAGAGAGCUUGUCUGAGUGGAAGCAGCGAAUUGGACAUGUCUUCUCAAGCAACUACCAUCAUCCAUCAAAUAUUUGGGGGCUUUCUGAGAUCCAGAGUCACGUGCUUGAGCUGCAGAGCAGUUUCCGAUUCCUACGAGGCUUUCCUGGAUGUCCCUUUGGAUAUAAAAGCAGCCUCUUCUGUCACUGCAGCUCUGGAGGACUUUGUGAAACCGGAGCAGCUGGAUGGUGAAAACUGCUUUAAAUGUAGCAAAUGUGACAAGAUGGUUGCCGCCUCCAAGAGGUUUACAGUCCAUUGCGCGCCCAAGGUUCUCACAGUGUGUCUGAAGAGGUUUGAAGGCUGCACCGGCAGGAAGAUCAGCAAGGUUGUGGAGUAUCCCGAGUACUUGGAUCUUCGGCCAUACAUGUCCCAGACAGCCGGAGAACGGCUCCUCUACACCUUAUAUGCUGUCUUGGUGCAUCAUGGUGACAGCUGUCAUGCAGGACACUAUUUCUGCUACACAAAGGCCAGCAAUGGACUGUGGUACAAGAUGAACGAUAUGGCUGUGAAUGGUUGUGGCAUCCAGACAGUUCUCAGGCAGCAAGCCUAUUUACUGUUUUAUGUCAGGAGACAAUUAUUACCUGCAUCCUUCAGUGCUGUUGAAUGUGAACUACCCCACGUCAGUCCUUAUCUUCCCUUGCUGGGCUUCAGGCUGCUGCCCUGGUGUAAAGUGCUACUUGUCUGCUGUCUGAAGCUGGCUAAUGUAGAGAAGACCAGCACCAGCCAGCUAACCCAGGCAGGUGCACGGGAGGCAUCUGCAGGCUGGCCAGGCAGGCUCAGCAUCGCCUCCUAUGUGGGCUCCUGCUUGCAUCGCUUCUUCUGCGGCUGCCUAAGGCUGGUGUCCAGAAGGAAAGCUGCGUGCCCGGUCCGCUCUCCACCAUUUGCCCCUCUGCACGCUGUGCAAGAAGACAGCAACAAAGAGGAGCAGGGAUUCAGCCCUUCUUCCCGCUGCCAGAGGAACGGUGCCAGGGAGAGGGCCCGGAGCAGAUCCCUGCAGUGGGGAAGAGAUGUCCGCAGCUGGUUGGUGGACACCACAGACUACGACCACUCAACAGGGAGGAGGAGGAGGAGGAGAACUAGUCCUCCAAGUCGUGAUCACGCUCCCAGGGAUGAUGCUGCUCCAGGGCCCUCCAACGGCACCUCCCAGUCAGGUGCAGAGGAAGGCUUCUGCAUGAUGUGCAUGACAGUAGCGCACAUUGAGGAGGUCCUGUCUUGCUCGGGUAGUGCCAUCGAACCUACGUCUCUCGUCAAUGAGCUUCCAUUAACGUGCUUCAGCUGCAAAGCCAUUUCAGACACCUACGAGGCAUUCCUUGAUAUUCCCUUGGAUAUCAAGUGUGCAGAGGGGCAAAUGGUGGAGAGCGGACCGGGCACGCAGCUUUCCUUCUGGACACCAGCCUUAGGCAGCCGCAGAAGAAGCGAUGCAAGCAGGAGCCCACUCAUUUUCUUGGAGCGGUUUCGGCAACUGACAGAAGACGUAACCAGGACUACAAAUGGGAAAAUUGAUUGGGGUCUGCCCCUGUCAGAGCAAGUCCUCGUCUUUAUCGUCCCUACGGCCUCCAUUUCAUAG
Messenger RNA from Harpia harpyja (harpy eagle), 2018 nucleotides. RefSeq lists its product as uncharacterized. Gene Ontology annotation, biological process: protein deubiquitination; regulation of apoptotic process. Bases 42 to 2018 code for a protein of 658 amino acids. The record is from RefSeq and is a predicted model, not a curated record. NCBI's taxonomy places the organism in Eukaryota, Metazoa, Chordata, Aves, Accipitriformes, Accipitridae. The transcript has 15 exons. Gene Ontology annotation, cellular component: cytosol; nucleus. Gene Ontology annotation, molecular function: cysteine-type endopeptidase activity; cysteine-type deubiquitinase activity.